UCGGAGUCUUCGGUUGCUCACUAGCUUCUCGAUAAUGGACUUUCUCUCUCUCGCUAGCUCCGGUAGUGUUUGGUUUUUCUUGACCGGAUCAGGAUAUUAUCCCAGUGGUUAACCCGUUUGCCCCCUUCUAUUUAGUAGAUUGCUGCUGUUGGUGGAGAAAAUAGUCCUGGAAUGCCGGCUGUCGAUGCUAGACUAGACCCAUUCGCCAUUCUGUGGGCUUCUUGACAUUCGUUUGAUGUGAUUCCAAUUAAAUAUGCUGAUGAGACGGGCUAAGUUGGUCACUAAUAAAAUGUUGACAGUGUUUUCAUAGCUUUGGUCAGCUGCUGUGAUGAACUCAAGUUCGACCUUUAAGGAGUGCUACGGAGGAUACUUCAACACGCUUGAGGCACAAAACACUAUCGAGGAAAGUCACCAGCCAAAUUGUUGUGCCCUGAAUGGCGAAGCUAUGUAAUUAAAACGAAAUAAUUAAACGGUGUGCAAGUGGUUUACAUAGCUGCCGCAUUUUUUCGGCCACAUUGCUUCCGGAAAGGGGAGCUUGUUGUAAUAACCGGCGCGUUGCGGGAGUACGGUUGAAUUGCUGCGUCCAGUGCCCUGGCCAUCACAGCAGGGAAGUACUUUCACCGGUUCCGGAUAUCAACUGAUUUUUUCGUAGGGUCCGAGAUGGGUGCAAAUCGGGUGCUCAGACUAGUCGCACUUUUGCUUCUGGAGUUUGUGGUGACCUGUGUGCAAAAGGAUGUCUCUGGAAUCGAUCCCAAAUUCAGCGCCCCGAUUUCCAACGUGACGGUUCCAGUCGGCAGGGAAGGCGUCAUGACGUGCCGGGUGCAUGAUUUACACAAAUAUAAGGUCGCGUGGCUCCGAGUAGACACUCAAACCAUUCUGACGAUCGAAACCUUAGUCAUCACCAAGAGCGAGCGGAUUUCCGUAACGCACACCGAGCAGCGCAUCUGGCAGCUCAGGAUCAAGGACAUCAAGGAGUCCGACAAGGGUUGGUACAUGUGCCAAAUUAACACCGAUCCCAUGAAGAGCCAAAUGGGAUAUCUCAACGUUGUAGUUCCUCCGGACAUUUUGGACCACCAAUCGAGCCAGGACAUGACCGUGCCGGAAGGAUCGAACGUCUCGCUUACUUGCGCGGCCACCGGAGUUCCUGAUCCGACGAUCGUUUGGAAACGGGCCGGCGAAAAAUCGUUAUCUCAGCUGGAAAACUCAGGCUUUGCCACCCACGAUGGAUCCGUUUUGAAUAUUUUCAACAUCCAGCGACACCACGCGGGGGCCUACCAUUGCAUAGCGUCGAAUGGCGUUUCGCCGACUGUCAGUAAGCGAAUCCUGGUGACCGUCGAUUUCUUGCCAAUCGUUCGAGUUCCCCUGCGUCAGUAUACUGCCGAAAUAGGCCAAAAAGUGGCGCUGGAAUGUUUGGUCGAGGCUCACCCGGAUCCAAUUACCUACUGGGUGCGGGGAAAGGGUGAAAUUAUUCUUCCUGGACUCAGCGAAAUGAAACAGUUUGUCGAUAACGUGUACAAGGUGCAGAUGCACAUCACCGUACAUCUGCAGAAGAAUACAGAUUUUGGGGUGUACAAAUGUGUGGCCAAAAAUGCACUUGGAGUCACCGAGGAAGGAGUUAAAAUUCAUAAAAAAUUAAGUAAAGCACCCAUUUUGGAGGAAACUCCAGCCAUCAUACUGGAGGAAACCCAUACCAACAACAUUCCGAACGCCAUAAGCAAGCAGAACCAGCUGCGGGAUUUGGUUCUGAGGACAUCGAAAACGCCCGCCAACAAAUGUUCUGGAAGCUCCCCAGGAAGUGUAAUGGUAUUCUUCUUAAGCUUAUGGACCGCAGUGAAAACCUAUCGAUGCUGAUUGUUGCUCUUCAGGAUCAAGUUGCAGGAAGAAAAGGAAAAUUCACUUAUACGAAUUAUUAGAAAUAUUACAUGCCCCAAAGGGUCGCAGCAUUCAAUUUAUACGAACUCUGAUAAGUGAUCGUUAACGGACUAAACAGAAAAUUGUUAGACACAAAUAAAAUUGCUAUUCGAAAUGUUUCAAUUA
Molecule: messenger RNA, 2037 nt
Organism: Uranotaenia lowii
Lineage: Eukaryota; Metazoa; Arthropoda; Insecta; Diptera; Culicidae
Product: lachesin-like
Exons: 8
Coding region: 661-1851 (396 amino acids)
Cellular component (GO): neuron projection
Source: RefSeq, a predicted model, not a curated record